AUGGCCAAGAAGAAAGAACUCAGUCAUGAUCUUUGUACACGUUUUGUCAAUGCACAUAGUGGAGACAAAGGCUACAAGGCAAUUUUGAAAGAAUUGUGUGUCCCUCUAUCAACCAUACAGAGUAUCAUCAAGAAGUUCAAGAUGUUCAACACUGUCAAAAACCUGGAUGGGCGUGGCAGGAAACACAAAGUAUCCUCUAGAGUCACUAGAAAGAUCUUCUGUGAUGCAAACAACAACCCCUGUAUCGCCACCAAAGCUCUAAUAGACCCCCUUAUCCAAGCAGGGGAAACAAUAUCAAGAUCCACUGUUCAGCAAAUUCUGCAUCGAGGUGGUCUCCAUGGACAUCGACCCAGAAAGGCACAACUCCUUACCCAGAGACACCGGGAUGUGCACCUGGCCUUUGUGAGGGGUCACCUAGAUAGAGAUCCAAACUUCUGGUCAUCCAUCUUCUGCUUUUACCUGUUGGCUGUGACCUCCCAGACUGUAGGGGGCACCACUGAGACUUUAUGUCUCACGGUCAACCUCUUUGAACCUGUUUCUAUGGAUGUGAACUUGGAGUAUAACCAAAACAGCGUCACUCUUCUGACUGAACAGUUGAUACAUAAACAAUACUACCGUUGUGUCCCAUUUCAGGUUCCUGUCGUAACUGUGGAAUUGGUGGCAUCUAUUACUAUUCAGAUUAAUGGGUCACAAACAUUCCUGAAUAAGGCAACAAAGAUCCUCAUCACACCUCCAACACACCUGACCCUCAUUCAGACGGACAGACCCAUCUAUAAACCAGGACAGACAGUGAAGUUCCGCAUCGUCUCUCUGGAUACCAAUUUCCUCACCUAUGAACAGAUGUUUCCCACAAUAGAAGUACAGGACCCGAACUCAAACCGCAUUGGUCAGUGGCUGAAUGUCCCCACGUCCAGCGGUCUGGUGGAUCUGUCAUAUCCCAUAAACUCUGGGGCUACAAAAGGAGUUUACAUCAUCACCGUCUGGGACGAGAAAAACAAAGAGCUCACACAAACCUUCGAAGUCAAGGACUACGUUUCUCCGACAUUUGAGGUUAGAGUAGAGCUUCCUCCAGUCAUAACCAUCCUGGACACAAACACUACUCUGAAUGUGUGUGCAAAAUAUACAUACGGGAAGCCGGUGAGUGGGAUGGUGAAGGCCACAGUCUGCCAUAAUAGUUACAGAUACGGUUGGCUGCAAGGAGACACAACACCAGACAUCUGCAAGAAUUAUACAAUGAUGACUGACCAGACAGGUUGUGGACUACAAAUCAUAGAUCUGACAGAAUAUGCAUUAGGUGAUUCACGCUAUGAAGCUUCAAUCAUAGUUCAGAGUGAAGUGGAAGAAGACAGCACUGGUGUGAUUCUGACCGGGUCAGGCAGUUCUGCUAUAACAUCUAAUAUUGUCAGACUUUCAUUUGAGGAUUCACCAACAAUGUUUAAGCCAAGAAUGACAUACGAAGGAACGAUUAAAGUCGCUUGCCCAAACUUCAGUCCUAUGAAAAGAAAAGUAGUGUAUCUGACUGUAAAUUAUGCUGAUAGUAAAAGUACUGUUUGGAAGCUGCUUACAAAUUACAAAGGCAUCGCAAAAUUUUCCAUUGACACUGAACCAUGGGGUCUGGAGCAAGUCUCUCUUCAGGCACAAUAUGAAACAACUAACAGAACCAUUGCGUAUGGGGAAAAUCAGCUCACACCACAGUACCCCACAGCAAACAUCUGGCUCCAGCCGUUCUACUCCAAGAGUCAGAGUUUUAUUAAAUUGAGAAGCUGCCCUAUGCUUUUAAGCUGUAAUAGAAAAAAAGUCAUCAGAGCUCAGUACAUGAUACACCACAGCACACUCUCACCACUCCAGAAGACGUUAUCCUUCUUCUACAUGGUGAUGAAUAAAGGACAUUUGGUUCGGCAAGGACAAAUCUUUGAAGCCAUCAAACCUGGAGCAGUGCACAAGGGCAACCUGGUGUUGACACUGGAGGACGUGAUAAAUGUGUCCCCGGUUGCUCAGGUGGUCCUAUACACAGUCCUUCCAAGUGGCGAGGCCGUGGGAGACAGCAUGAACUACCCCAUUCAGCUGUGUUUUGCAAAUAAGGUGUCUCUAAAGUUUUCACCUACUACUAAGCUUCCUGGUGGUCAGGCGUCACUGAAGCUGAAAGCUGCUCCAGGUUCGUUGUGUUCAUUGAAGGCAAUAGAUCAGAGUUUGCUGCUGCUGCAACCAGAGAAGGAGCUCAACAUCCAAUCUGUGUUCAACAUGCUGCCUCUACAAUCAUUAUCAGGAUAUCCACACAGCAUCUGUGAAGAGGAUUCACACCUUUGCUGCGAGAACCCACCCACUUGGAACAUCCCAUUUGCAUCACCCUCAACGUCAGUUGGUUAUAUUCCGAACUAUGGAAAGGUGGAUGUGUACAACACCUUCAAAGAUAUUGGAGUUAAAGUCCUCACUAAUGCAGAUUUACAUAAGCCCUCGGAUUGUUUGAACAGUUCAUGGCAUAUCACUGAUUUAACCCCAGAUGCAGAGGCUGUAGCCAAGGAAGCACCAGGCACCACUUCAGUUGACCAGACAGUUAUUACAAUCCGCAAAUUUUUCCCAGAGACGUGGAUUUGGGAUCUUGUUUCAGUCAGUCAGUCUGGAGUGACAACCCUUAAUAAAACAGUCCCAGACUCCAUCACUACAUGGCAGGCUGGCGCAUUUUGUACAUCACCUGUCGGGUUCGGAGUCGCCCCGAAAACCGAGCUUAUUGCCUUCCAGCCUUUCUUUGUGAGUCUCACCAUGCCCAGCUCCGUCAUCCGAGGAGAAGUGUUCACACUCAAAGCCACCGUCUUCAACUACCUACAGAGCUGCAUGAUGGUGGAGGUGACUUUGGCCAACUCACAACAGUUCUCAGCACAAGAAUGUAAAGACUGCAGUUACAUGAAAUGUCUGUGUGCUGAUGAAAGCUGGAAUUUCUCCUGGACCAUCACAACACUGGUUUUGGGUGAGGUGAGCUUUAAUGUGACAGUGGAGGCCGUGCAGUCGUCAACUCUGUGUGGGAAGAAUGUAGUUACUGUUCCAGAGAAAGGACGAAUCGAUUCAGUCAUUAAAUCACUGCUAGUGCUGGCUGAAGGAAUCAGACAGUAUAAAAGCUACAAUGAGCUUCUCUGCCUAUCAGAAGAUGUAGUUGAGAAGACAGUGUCACUAACCCUGCCUGAGCUUUUCGUGGAAGGUUCGGCCAUAGCCUCAGUCUCUGUGCUGGGAGAUCUGAUGGGUCGAGCUCUACAGAACCUGGCGAGUCUCUUGGUGAUGCCGUACGGCUGUGGAGAGCAGAACAUGCUGCUCUUUGCCCCAAACAUCUUCAUCCUGCAGUACCUGGAGAGCACCAACCAGCUUACACCCCAGAUCUUGAGCACAGCUCAGUCCUACCUCAUAACUGGAUAUCAGAGACAGCUGACCUACACACACACUGAUGGAUCUUACAGUGCUUUUGGGAUGAGUGAUGCAUCAGGCAACACAUGGCUGACAGCAUUUGUAAUGAAGUCUUUUGGAAAUGCGAUGAGAUACAUCUUUGUAGAUCAGGUGUUUGUGGAUCAGGCGAAGGCCUGGCUCGGUCAACAGCAGCAGGACAAUGGAUGCUUUGCUUCAGUGGGACAACUCUUCCACACCGACAUGAAGGGAGGAGUUAAUGAUGAAGUGACCCUCUCGGCCUACAUCACAGCUGCAAUGCUCGAACUUAAUUAUACAGUUACUGAUCCUGUGGUGGACAACAGUCUUACAUGCCUGAGGAAUGGGUACACUCACAUGAACUCUAACUACGCCAAGGCUCUCCUCUUCUAUACCUUCACCCUAGCUGGAGAUCAGGGGAUGAGGAACACACUCAUCUCAGAGCUGGAUGCAGAGGCGAUUAUCUUGGGUGGUGGAAGACACUGGAGCAGAGUAAGUGAUGGGUCAGUGACGGACUCUUUGGAGGUGGAGAUAACCUCAUAUGUGCUUCUGUCUCUGAUGUCUGGACCCGAGCUGCCCGGGUUUGAUCUGAGUUACAGCUCCAGCAUCUUCCAAUGGCUUUCUCAACAACAAAACUCCUUCGGGGGCUUCGUGUCUACACAGGACACUGUUGUGGCUCUCCAGGCUUUGGCAAAAUACAGUCUCGCCACCUACAGUCCAGCAGAAACUGUCACUGUUACUAUAACAUCACCAUCAGAGCUGAUUAACACCUUCACCAUCACUCAGAGGAACAGGCUGCUGUAUCAGGAGACUCAGCUGCAGGAGGUUCCUGGAGACUAUGAUGUCACAGCAGAAGGAAAAGGAUGUGUGUAUGUGCAGUUUAAUCUGCACUACAACAUCCCUCCUCCUUCUGAUGACUCUUCAUUCACCAUCUCGGCCUCAGCGUUUGGAAACUGCAGGAUCCCAAAUCCAUCUCUGGAUGUGAUCAUUAGUGUCCUGUAUAAUGGCCAGCGUUCUGAGACCAACAUGGUGGUCAUCAACGUCAAGCCUCUUUCUGGAUUCAGGGUGGACGAGACGUCGGUGCAGCUUGUGAACAGCAAUGCAAAUUCUACUGAUGGAGCAGUGAAACAUGUGGAACAAACUGAGUGCAACACAAUCAUCUAUCUGACUGGACUGACUUAUGGAGAGGAGAUGGUCUACACCCUGGCGAUCAUACAGGACCUUCCAGUGGAGAACCUGAAACCAUCUGUUGUGGAGGUUUAUGACUACUACGAGACCGGUGAGAGAGCUGCAACUGAGUACAUCUCCCCAUGUCAAGUUCACUGAGAAUUUGAAUGUGAUCUCUGCAAGAGCCCAGCAAGUGCUUUUUUCUAUUUAUUUGUAUGGGAAUUUUCUGGGUAGCUUUGAGUUACCAACAAUUCAAAGCUUUUACAUUUUACAAAAGUUGUAAAAAAAAAAAAAAAAAUUAAUGGUAUUUGAUUUUUUAAAUAUAUAUUGUGUUUAUAUAUGUAAUGUCACACACCAGUACAGUUUAUAUGACCUGCCUACAUGUCUAAAUACUGUUUAAACAUUUUUAUUGUUUCUGUAUUUGCCGAUUAUCUCCACAAGGUGGUAGAAUUUCCACUCCCCUGUAGAGUUAAAGUUUUUUUUUUUAUUUCUCUCUUUUUGAAAUCAGCUUUAAAUCGGAUGAAAAAAGUUAAAUAUUUAAAUGAUUGUC
This is a messenger RNA of Hemibagrus wyckioides, 5125 nucleotides long. Its product is annotated as alpha-2-macroglobulin-like. The transcript has 35 exons. The record is from RefSeq and is a predicted model, not a curated record. The coding region runs from base 1 to 4734 and encodes 1577 amino acids. Gene Ontology annotation, molecular function: endopeptidase inhibitor activity; DNA binding. Gene Ontology annotation, biological process: DNA integration; DNA transposition. Lineage: Eukaryota; Metazoa; Chordata; Actinopteri; Siluriformes; Bagridae. Gene Ontology annotation, cellular component: extracellular region.